GUCGCCGUUCUAUUGUUCCGUUUCACAGUCCCGGUAAUCAAUAUUAUAUUAUGAGAAUAUUAUGAAAAAAAAUACGCGGAUACAUGUCAGUGUAGUCUCCUCCGGCGAUCUGGCAUUGCAAUCAUAGGACUAACACACACGAGACAGUGAGUGCUCGGAGUAUGUAUGCACAUGUAGCGCUUUUGUAGCAUUCCCGCGCUGACAGAAUUUGUGUAAAAGUGUCGUCUGCCUGUAUCUUACGCGAUUUUACGGAAUGAUCUGCCGCCUUCGCCUUCGGUGGGUACUAUAGGUCAUAACAUAUAAAGAAUGGAGCCAAAGGGAAUGAGUAAAGUGUCAACAAUGCCUUGGACAUGGUCUUUGCCAGCUAUCAAGACUCUACGACGAAAUGAGGUUCCUCUGUCCUACCGUGAGCCAUUCAUCCUGUCCCGAUACCGGUCGUGUCGUAGCAGCUUGGGCACCUGCCUACUCAGUGCCUUGCAUGCAACCAAUGAAACCCUCAAUUUCUGGACCCACUUCGUGCCGUUCCUGGUCCUAGGCCUCGUCACCCUCCAGCACGUCCUGGACCCGUCUUUCAGGUCAGACCCGUUCAACUGGGCGUUCCUGGUCUUCGCUCUGUCCGGCUGCGUUUACUUGCUUGGAAGUUCCAUAGCGCACAUGUUCUCUUGCUAUUCGGAAGUUGCCCACUAUAUCUGCUACUUCAUUGACUACUCGACCGUCAGUAUAUACAUGGUGGGGCUGUGCGUAGCAUACAACGAGUAUGUGUUUCCACGGUACGCUAUUAACACGGUCAUGCAUCGCGUAUACCUACCUAUGGUGUUCCUUCUCUCUCUCCUCUUCUCUGCAACCUCAUGUGCCACCAAAUACUCAAAACAUCACUUGCUAAGGAUUCAUGGCAGAAAAGUAACCUUUCCAGCAUACUUCCUGUGGUGCAAUCUUCCCCUUGCCUACCGUGCUUUCUUCGGAUCGUCAUCGUCGUCGUCGUCGUCGACGGCAGAUGUAUACCACAUUGCCCAUACCAUCGCAGCGACCUUGGCUGGCCUUUCGUACGCAUCGCACCUCCCCGAAGCUCUGGCUCCUGGUCGUUUCGACUUCAUCGCUCAAAGCCACCAGCUUUUCCAUCUCUGCACUGCUGUACUGACCUACUACCAAUACCACGCCCUCUCCGCCGAGAUGCAUGACAGGCGAGAAGAGCUUCUCACUCUGUGUGGCACUCCGACUUUUGUUGGGACCUUUGGGGUGUUGCUGGCGAACAUCUUUCUGCAUGGUGUUCUUAUAGCAGGGCUUGCAAUUUGGCUUCGUAAACCGGGCCAACUCGCGAAGAUUCAUAAAUCACUGGAGAUGCCCACUAUAUCUCACAAGGAAGAUUGAUAGAUAGAGAAUAUUUUCAAAAUAAGUCCAAAAUAAUGAUCAUUCCACUAUCCACUGUAAUAAGAAUGGGUCGUUGAGAUGCAUCGGUAAACUGAAAUAAGAAGUAACGAGACACUUUUCUAUAUUUUAGACGAUGGCGCAAUGUACUUUUAGGAUGACAAAUAUAUAUGAAACAUUCUUUUUCGUAGAGCAACAGUAGUCACUCAGAUUUAAGGAUUGAUGAUGAUAAUCACAGAACUUGGAAUGACAAUUUUAUUAUGAAUUAUUAUAGCUGAUAAAAGACCAUGAUUUUUCAAUUGGUAAGGUUAAGGUUCAGGAUAGUGCAAUAAUAUGCCUCUCUUUUUGUUGUUGGUAGUAUUUCUUUGUUAUACCUGUUCACAUUAAAUUUCUUUUUCCUUUGGUCGUUCAUGAUGUAUAAGACUUACACCUGUAAGAAAAAUAAAGACAACACGAAAGUUUGUUUCUCCUCAGUAAAUCGUCAUAUCUUAAAAUACUGUAUGGGAUAAGGCCCAACAGAGACUAUACCUACGGUCAUUUUGUUGCAGGGUUACCGGGCACAAAUUAGGCAGUAUGCCCCUAGUUGGUCAUUAACGAUCGAAAGUGAAGAAUCAAACAUAAUGGACUAACUAAAAACUCUAUUCUUCAUACAACUGUUGGCCUAUGUUCCAUGCUACGUAUAAUGUUUAGAUUAAAAAGGAAACGUGUUGCUUUAGAAAUUAUUACGAGUUGUUAGCUAAGAAAUUAAUUUGUUUGUGUUUCGUUCGAUACGGGUUAAUGUAAACACUACAGCCCAAUACCAAUGACGCAAAUACUUAUCCAUAUGUGGCCAGUACUAUCUAUGAAUUUAUGCUUUGUUGCGUUUUGUCGUUUGUUUUUGUUUUCCCUUGGUUUGUUUGUAGUAUGUUAUUUGUCGUUUUGGGGCAUGGAACAAUAGACUUUUUUAUUCUUCACUUUAUAUUCAUCGCAAACACCUUGCAAAAAAUUACUUGAAAUUCAGAUGAAAUAAGUAUCCUUACUGAAAUAUUGCGACCGGUUCUCCCUCACUCAAUUUUAUCUUCAACAUUUUUGCGACAAUGGGAGAAUUUAUAGUAUAGGCCUAUUUUGUGUAUCGACAAUUAAUUACAAAUUAGCUUGAAAAUUAACAUCUAUGAGAUCAUUGUAGUUAAAGUAAUCUUUAAUUGUUCUUAAAUGGGCUUAAAUUAUAUUUUUCUUUAUUGUGUUCAACGUGCGAGUUGAGUAGUGGUUCCUGAAAUGUAAGUUACCGUUUUAUAGACAGUUUGAAAGUACUGAUAUUAUUUCUAUGAUGUAGAAUAAUAGCUGAAGAAAAUAUUUGUAGAAUAAUACUAAGAGAGAGUGAGAAAAGAAAGAAAGAGGGAGUGGCCUGGGCGAGAGAAGAGAGAAAAAAGAAAAACUGGAUCAAGCUCAUUUUAUGAAUGAUGCUUUAACCAGUAUAUUCCCUACCUACAAGGUGCUUUUUUUUUUACCCAAAUAAUUUAUCCGGUUGAAAUAGAGGGACAGAAAUACGAUUGAAAAUAAAAUCAAGCGGUACAAAAUACCUGCGCGUAUUUUGAAUAAACUUAUUUUAAAGUCUCGAGGUAGCUGUUAAACGUGAUAAGUAAUGAUAUUCAAUCUUAGCAGAACAAUAUUUAAGAUUAAACAAAAGAAAUGCACUGCAAUAUAUAUUAGUAAAUUAAAUGUUUGCAUGCAUUUCGAUUAUUACCCAUCCCAUUGUUGUAUAGAAUAUUUAAAUACUGAAAAUGUAAUUGUAACGUUACAAUUUCAACUGUACAGUCCUAUAAUUUGUGAUAGAAAAGAAUGAGAUAUUAUGUUUGUUAUGCUCCUCGGGAAGUCUGUAUGCGAAAUAUAUGCACGUGUCAUAUUCUGAUAACUUUUACAGGACCAUGAAACUGUGACCCUUAAGAACAAUGGAGAUGACCGUGAUUUAUUUCAAUCUUGUAUGUACUUAUCACAAUGAAGAUGAAGACCCUACUAAUAUGCACCCCGUGCAGGGAUCCACGGGGGAGGGGGGCGUGACGACGGACCCGUUCCGGGCCAUAAAACAGGGUUGUUGUUUAUUAAUGGUUUUCUCCGUCAAAUCCUUGCGAUGCUUUUUAAAGCUAAACGGUAUCAUUCAUGCAUGCGUUUACUAAAUGAUCACGAUUCGUUCUGGAAUCUCCCUUCAUAAAGGGAUCGAGUGCUGUACUUUCUAUUCACUUCAUUUAAAACAAACUUUCCGUCUUCAGCCGAUUCCGAUAUGUGUAAUGUGUAGAGUAUUAGCUAACAUGAUAGUGUUAAUAAACAUCCAUUUAAUAUAUCAUACAAUGUGAUGCCAUGUGCCUGUGUGAUGUGAUUACUUUUAAAUAAUAUAGACCUAUGUACUUAUUGUGUAUUAAUGUAUAUUUUCUUCUUAAUAGAAUUAAACGAUGUGAUUCAAAUCUUA
Messenger RNA from Strongylocentrotus purpuratus (purple sea urchin), 3808 nucleotides. Its product is annotated as membrane progestin receptor gamma. The transcript has 5 exons. The record is from RefSeq and is a predicted model, not a curated record. Gene Ontology annotation, cellular component: membrane. Gene Ontology annotation, molecular function: signaling receptor activity. The coding region runs from base 307 to 1368 and encodes 353 amino acids. NCBI's taxonomy places the organism in Eukaryota, Metazoa, Echinodermata, Echinoidea, Camarodonta, Strongylocentrotidae.